AUGAAGUUCCUUACAUGGAAUGUUAGGGGCUGCAAUGCCCCUGACAAGAGACGUCUGAUCAAAAGAGGUUUUGAUCAGGCUAAGCCGAAAGUUAUUUGCAUUCAGGAAACAAAAUUGGGAAGAGAGGAUGCAGCUAGAGUUUUUGGUGUAAGACAGAGGUGGUUUGGUUUCUUUGUGGAAUCAGAAGGGGCUUCAGGAGGGCUUGGCAUUUUGUGGAAUCCAUUGGUUGUUCAGGUGGAUGUUGUCUCAUGCUCUAAACAUUGGCAGAUGGUAAAGGUGAAUUCAAAGAUCAUGAACUUCUCUUGUUUUCUUAUCAAUGUCUAUGGUCCCACUUUGGCUAUGGAGAAGUGUCGGUUAUGGGAGGAUAUUUCCAAGCUUUUAGAAGAGGUGAGGCCGACCUUAGCUAUUGUUGUUGGGGACUUCAACGCCACUCUUUCUUUCUCGGAAAAGCGUGGUGGGGUGAGAAGGAUGUGCAAGACGCAAUCAGACUUUCAGACAUUUGUGAACUUUGAUGCCCUCUUUGAAGUUGUUGCAAAAGGAGGGAGAUUUACUUGGACGAAUAGAAGGUGGGGCUUUUCCUAUAUUGCUGAGAAACUAGAUAGGUUCUUUCUUGCAGGGGAUUGGAACUUGGCCCCCUUGAUCUUCGAGGCAGAAGUUUUAGCAAUUUCAGGUUUAGAUCACUUCCCAGUCUCUUUGGUUGUGCAAAAAGAUGAAGUUUUGCUCCAGUGUCCUUUUAAGGUGGAAAAGAUGUGGUUAAGGGAACUUGGUUUUAGAGAUCAGGUGGUUGGCUGGUGGAAGGAGGCCCCAAUGCUGGAUGGCUUCUUGGCCUUUCAGUUCUUCAAGAAACUCAGUUAUGUAAAACAAAAACUAAAAUCAUGGAACAGGGAGGUGUUUGGCAAUAUCUUCGAUGAGAAGAGAAGGAUUGACGGGGAUUUGGGCGCUUUGAAUGCAAAAGUCUUAGCCGAAGGGAUGGAUGAAUUAGAUUAUCUCAUGGAGGAAGAUCUGCUUAGUAGAUACGGGGAAGUUUUGCAGAGGGAGAAGAUUUAUUGGAAACAAAAAUUGCGCGAGAACUGGCUUAAAGCCGAUGAUAGAAACACAAAUUUUUUUCAUAGUUCGGUGAAGGCAAGGAGGAGCCUCAAUAGAAUCCUUUCCCUAUGGCUAGCAAAUGGAACUUCAAUGGAGGACCCAAAUCGUAUUUGUAAGGAGGCGGUGGAUUUCUUUGGAAAUCUUUGGAGAAGGAACGAGGCUGGUCAGGCAGGUGUCGAGCUCGCAAGCCGAGCUUUUGGAGUUAAUUCCUCCCUUAGUGUCUAG
This is a messenger RNA of Cryptomeria japonica (Japanese cedar), 1311 nucleotides long. RefSeq lists its product as uncharacterized. Gene Ontology annotation, molecular function: catalytic activity. The transcript has a single exon. Bases 1 to 1311 code for a protein of 436 amino acids. NCBI's taxonomy places the organism in Eukaryota, Viridiplantae, Streptophyta, Pinopsida, Cupressales, Cupressaceae. The record is from RefSeq and is a predicted model, not a curated record.